AUGGGUCAAUUAGAAGUAACUAUUAUUGAAGGAAAAAAUUUAAAACAAAAAGAUAAAUUAAGUGAAAAUGAUGCUUUUAUUGAAAUAUAUCUUGAUGAUAAAAAUCAAAAACAAAAAACAAAAGUUAUUAAAAAUUGCAAUAAUCCAAUAUGGAAUCAAUCAUUUGUUUUUAAUCAUUUAAGAGGACAAGAUACUCUUCAUAUUGAUGUUUAUGAUCACGAUACAAUUCGAAAUCAAAUAAUUGGUUAUAUUCAGAUUGAUUUACGUUAUUUAUAUCAACAAGGUCAUAUUGAUGAUUGGUUUUUUGUUGAAGAUAAACAAGGUAUUAAAACAAAUGGAUUAAUUCAUCUUACUCUUGAUUAUGGAAAUCUCAAAAUAUAA
This is a messenger RNA of Rotaria sp. Silwood1, 381 nucleotides long. The record is from the annotation of a GenBank genome assembly. NCBI's taxonomy places the organism in Eukaryota, Metazoa, Rotifera, Eurotatoria, Philodinida, Philodinidae.